Drosophila miranda is the source of this 1172-nucleotide messenger RNA. RefSeq names its product transcription initiation factor TFIID subunit 5-like. The record is from RefSeq and is a predicted model, not a curated record. Lineage: Eukaryota; Metazoa; Arthropoda; Insecta; Diptera; Drosophilidae. The transcript has 3 exons. Gene Ontology annotation, molecular function: protein binding; RNA polymerase II general transcription initiation factor activity. The coding region runs from base 319 to 987 and encodes 222 amino acids.
AAAUAGAACAAAAGAAAGAGCAUGGAACCCGGGGAAAAGAAUAAGCAGAAGCCGACACAGGAAAAAGAGAACAACAAGUCUGCACUUACAUGGCCGAGCCCAUGAACAUUGACGAUGAUGUGACUUGCGCGACGCUUUCAGAAGACCAUUGCAGCGUGGCAUUUGGCACUGCCUCCGGCAUGGUCCACAUCGUGGCCGUGAACAAGGACUGGCUACACAUGAACAUGGUGCGAAGGGAGAAGCUCUUUACCGCCCACCAGGAGCCGGUCCUGGCCUGCGCUGGAGACCGCCAGCUUCUCACCUCCUCGGCGCCGCGGCAUGCGGCUGUGGUGCACACGCACCGGGUUUUGUCAGAAGGUGUUUGCGCACCACGGGGCCAUGAGUGUGGCGUUCGACCCGAAGGGCUGCUACUUUGCCAGCGCCUCCAACGAUAAUGUGGCGCGCGUGUGGAGAGUGGAUCCCGCAGAGCACUUUGUGAGUUUCUUCGGUCACUUGGCACGAUUGGAGGUGUGCCUUUUCCAUCCGAAUGGAAAGUACCUGGCCACUGGAUCGGCAGACGCCACCGGCAGAAUCUGGGACUGCGAGAAACGCACUCAAAUGCGACUCUUCCGCGGCCACAAGGCCCCCAUCACUGCCAUGGCGUACUCCGUAUGCGGGCGCUACCUGGUCUCUGGUGGCCGAGAUGACCUGAUCAUUGUCUGGGACACAACCACCGAGCGAAUAACCUGCAGCCUGACCCAGCCCAACGCAAAGAUUGCCUCGAUCGAUUUCUCCUACUGCAACAAUCUGCUGGUUGUUUGGAGCCAGGACUGCCAUCUGAGCCCUUGGGAGUUUCAGCUGCUCGUCAAGUGCCCCGAGAAGAAGGUUUCGUCCACCCAAGGCACCAAAGCAAGUGAGCUGGCGCUAAUCAGCACGAUUCAGGCCUGUAAAAAUGGAAUUUUCCUUCAAAGUGGGUUCUUCGGUCGCGAUGCCCUGAUUGUCAUCUGAACGAUGAGUUCUCGGAAGGUAAUAGAGUUAAGCCCGAAAGCAGCCGAGAAGAAGACUGCCCUUGUGAAAGCUCUUGAAACUUGACUUUGAAUAUAGAGAAAUGAUGAGAUUGAUGCAGAAAUAGCUUCUCGGACCCAGGCGCUGAGGCGAGUCAUCGAUGGAAAGCACCGUCGAGUCCAUGAAUA